AUGGCAGCAAUUUCCAGCCAAAUCACGGCAGCGUACGACCAUGGCAAGGGAGACCCGUCCCGUGCCCCCAACACUGGCGCCAUGCUUCCUCCACCGCGGCCACUUCCAAUGGACACUAAGUGCUUUUUUGGUUAUCGUGGUCACAUCUCUAUCUCCAUUGCCGAUCCUCAGAAUGUCGAAUCCGACCAGGCCAUCAUGUUCAACAUUGUUCAAGGAACAGUGCUGAUGGCGAAUAUCGAAGCCGAUCUGGCCUACUACGGGCGGAUUGCUCUCUCGAAAUUUAUGCGUAGCAUGCCAGAGGAGUGCAAGGGGCGUACGGUUGACAUCAACAUGUCUGUGAUGGUCAGCACACAGAGCACCUUCAUCCACCAGAAGAGUGGACCAUGUGAUAUCAUCGGGAUCUUCAACCCUGACUUUGCAACGCAGCUAGUGCCCCCGCUCGUCCUCGCCCUCGCUAGUGCCCGCUCAUCCCAUCCUCGUCCUCGUGCUAGUGCCCGCUCAUCCUCGUCCUCGUUCCUCGCCCAGUGCGGGCCAGGCAAGGCGCAAUGUCUCAUCCAGGUCCAAUCAGGGGAGCGCACAGGCCGCAUAGCCUCCACAAGGCGGUCUCUGAACCGCUCUCAACCUACGGAGAUGGCGGGUGGUGUGGUCGGCAUUGCUUUUGCUGCCGCCGCCCUGUGGGGCCUGACGGGCCAAGCAGGAAGGGAACCGCCCCAACAAAAAAAGGUCAGCAGCGCCAUCAUUCGUAAACAAGCCAUUGUUGUCGACUGUCACCGCCAUUCGAGUCGUGGACGCACCCUCUGGUUCAAGACCAACACUGGCGCCUGGCGCCUGAUUAAGCGCGACGUGUGGGGUAACUAA
Molecule: messenger RNA, 858 nt
Organism: Thyridium curvatum
Lineage: Eukaryota; Fungi; Ascomycota; Sordariomycetes; Thyridiales; Thyridiaceae
Exons: 5
Coding region: 1-858 (285 amino acids)
Source: RefSeq, a predicted model, not a curated record